Poecilia latipinna (sailfin molly) is the source of this 1829-nucleotide messenger RNA. It is a transcript of the gene hcar2, whose product is annotated as hydroxycarboxylic acid receptor 2-. Gene Ontology annotation, cellular component: plasma membrane. The transcript is spliced from 3 exons. Gene Ontology annotation, biological process: phospholipase C-activating G protein-coupled receptor signaling pathway; positive regulation of Rho protein signal transduction. Lineage: Eukaryota; Metazoa; Chordata; Actinopteri; Cyprinodontiformes; Poeciliidae. Bases 185 to 1141 code for a protein of 318 amino acids. The record is from RefSeq and is a predicted model, not a curated record. Gene Ontology annotation, molecular function: G protein-coupled receptor activity.
UUGGCACGCAGGGCAGCCAUUUUUCACUGCAGUUGCCCGGCAAAACUCUAACAGAACGAAAUAGGAAAUUAGAUUAGUGACAGCAAAGCUGAUACACAUCUCAGUUCAGAGAAGUUGCAUCCAGACAAGACUGCGGUUCUGUUGAAAGAGAGCUCUGUCCUUCUGCCUGAUCCGACCAGCCGACAUGGAGGGUUUUGACUUGAACAUCUCUGGGCUCUACGUCUCUCGGGGAUUUACAAAUUUCAGUAAUGAUAAAACCUUAUAUGAGAACUGCAAACACAUCCCAGAAGUUCUUAUCUGGUAUCUCAGCCUGCAGUUCACCAACAUGUUCGUCGGCAUCCCGGCCAACAUCACAGUGCUGUGGCUCAUCCACAAGAGCAAGAGGGAUUCCUCCACCUCGGACAUCUUCAUCGUUCACCUGGCGGUUCUAGACGUGCUGUUCUGUCUCACCCCUCCGCUGGAGCUGGCCUGCAUCGUCUUCCUCACCGCCAGCAGCCCCUGGUACAUCCUGCGCUUCUUCUACGGCAUAAAAGACUUCUCGCCGCUCUUUCUGUCCUGCAUCUGCCUGGACCGCUACAUCGCCGUGAUCCACCCCAUCUUCUUCACCAGGCUCAAAGACCGGCAGCACAGGCCGGCGCUGGCCAUCGUGGUUUGGCUCAUUAUCCUGGCCUACGCCUCGGCUAAAUGUCCUGGAAACAUUCCGGGUUUUGAGCAGGUCUACACGGUGAUGAUCCUCACAGUGUUUGCUUUCAUGGUGUUUUGCAACAUGGUGAUUCUCUGGGCCCUGAGGCAGUCCAGGCCCGGCCGGGACUCGAAACAUCCGGUGAAGAAGAGAGCCUUCAACAUGGUUCUGAUAAUCCUGGCUAUCAUUGUCUUCAACUACUUCCCUUCUGUUGCAUUGUUCCCCUUUAAAGGGUACUUCUCUGAAGACGUAUUUCGCUGCUAUAUACACCAUGUCGCUUUUGGCUUGAUGGACUUUAGCAGCACCAUUCAGCCUAUGCUUUAUCUAUCCAAGGAAAAGUUCCCAUGGAGACUCAACUGCUGCAGAACCACAACCAAGGAGACACAAACGAAUUCAGACUCACGGGAGAUUUGGAACAUAACCCAGCACUCCCAGUACGUCAGCGAGGGAAAUCUCUGAAGACGCUGCGGAUUACAGAACACAGCAAAGAACAGGGGAGGCGUGCGUUUCCAAUUUGCCUGUGCAAAAAACACAAAACAGAACCAUUUUUGAUUACGGUGACAUAAAUGUGCGACAGUAAACCCACAGCAAGAAAUCAAAACAGUUCCCUGUACGUUGCAAAAAAUAUUGACUCAUCAAUUAUUUAUUUUUAUUUUGUACUGGGAACUCCUUGUUAUUUUUCCAAAUUUGUCUUAAACAGUUAUUCUGGCUUUCCUGAGUCUUCUUUGGACUUUAACUGAUUGUUACUCAAUCCAGUGUGACAUGUUCCUGAGAGACUCUGCCUUGUUCUAUGAAUCAUUCAGGCAUUUAAACGUUUCUAAACUUAAGGAAUGAAAGUAAAGAUGCAAUUUUUAAUUGGUCUUCAGGAGGUUUUAUAAAUAGUAAGCCAUCACAACGGCAGAAUGUUUUAGCUAUUUCUUGUGCUAUAUCUCUAAAAAUGAAUAAAGUGGCAAUUUCCCCACAGACACAACUACGUAGCUUAAAACAUGUUAUCUAUAGCAAAUAAUCAACUGAUGAGUGAUGCGUCUCUCAGUUUCUGUUUUAAGUUUGUCAAAGAGACAUGAAAAAUCAGCCAAAGUCCAAAGAAGACCUUCCAAUAGGAAGUGUGAAUAGGCACAUAUGAAGAAAGUCUUCUUUAUGGAACGAA